This is a messenger RNA of Olea europaea var. sylvestris, 871 nucleotides long. Its product is annotated as muscle M-line assembly protein unc-89-like. The transcript is spliced from 2 exons. The record is from RefSeq and is a predicted model, not a curated record. NCBI's taxonomy places the organism in Eukaryota, Viridiplantae, Streptophyta, Magnoliopsida, Lamiales, Oleaceae. The annotation marks the transcript as partial.
AUAAAUUCAAAAGGAGGGAAUACCCAGCUCCGGACAUGGCUUCUAUUCUGAAGGCCACAUCUACUGUCAAGUCGAGGCCCCUGAAACCGGCGUCCAAUGGGGCCAAGGAGGUCCGAGGUAGGGUGGAACGCCUGUUCAAGGACAGCACCCCAAGGGCUUCGAAAGAGGGAACUCCCCAGACGCAGGAGAAGCCUAAGGAGCCUCGGGGUAAGGAAAAAGUUCCUGAGGAGGCGAAGAGGAGGAAGCUGGUGCACGUCACCAGCUCGUCAGGGAAAUUUGAGACCUCAGUAUCCCACGAGGCUAAAUCAACAGGGGAGCCGAAGCUGCUCGCAUCCGCCUCCAAAGCCAUCAAAAUAGAGAUGGUCAGAGAGGCCGAGGCUGCAAGGAAAGCUGCUGAGGUUGCUAAGGAGGAGGCAGCAAAACAGAAGCCUGUUCGAGAGAAGGAGAAGUCUCCAAGCUUCCUAGCUGGAAAGGAGGAGACCUUAGCCCCAACCUUAGUAGAGACUCUUCCUCAGGAGGUCCGGAGCGCCACAGAAAGCUUUUACCGGUGCUGGACGAACAGGUGGCAGCUGCAUGCCUCCUCCUGCGAUGCCACCGACCUGACGAGGGCUUUGGCGGCCUCCCUCGCAGAGGAGUUGAAAGCAGCUAAGUCCGAGGCGGAAGAAGCCAAGGCCCAGAAAGUUGAAGAAUUGGCCAAACUUGAGUCUGUCUUGGCUCAGAUUGAGGUCUUGAAAAAGGAAGUGUACGAGUCACGGUGCGAGGUUGCCUCCCUGACAAAGAAGGUGGAGGUCUCCAAUGAGCACCAGAAAGUGACCACCGAGGCCCUAGAGAAGGCAAAUGCCUCCUUGGCGUCAUCCCAAGAGGCUUACCA